AUGGUUACUUUGAGCGGAGUUUUCACCUCAAUCCGUAUCGCGUGUUCGUAUGGCACGGGACUCGUGCUACUCAUUCUGCUGGAUUCUGCGAUCUGGAUGCAACGACCCGACAUUGUCGAUUGGAAUAAUCGGGUGCAAGAUAUGCCGUCGCAUUUACUUUACGACAUUUAUGACUUUGUGAUAGUUGGCGGGGGGAGUUCAGGCGCCGCAUUGGCUGCGAGAUUGUCUGAAGUCGAAAGUUGGAAUGUUUUGUUGUUGGAAGCGGGUCCGGAUGAGUCGUAUUUGUCGGAAGUCCCGAUGAUUUUCGCGACUUUGCAACAAUCGAAGUUUGAUUGGAAAUUUCGCACGGAAAAAAGUGAAAGAUUUUGCUUGGCGAUGAACGAUGGGCAGUGCAAUUGGCCACGAGGAAAAGUUUUGGGGGGAAGUUCAGUUUUGAACGCGAUGCUUUAUAUUCGAGGCAACAAGAAAGAUUACGAUCAAUGGGAAAAAUUCGGAAAUCCGGGAUGGGGAUGGAGACAUGUCUUGCAUUAUUUCAAAAAACUCGAAAAUAUGCGAGAUCCCGAAUUUGUGAACGACGACAUGCACGGCACCGAAGGUCCCCUCAGCGUCGAACGCUUCAAAUUCAACAGUCCCUUGAUGCAAUUUUUCCUCGAUGCAGCGGCGGAAAUGCGUUAUUUGAAUCCCUUCAACGAACUCAAUGGGAAGCAACAAACGGGCUUUGCUCGACCUCAUGGCACGAUUCGCGAUGGUUUGCGUUGCAGCACAGCCAAAGCUUAUCUUCGUCCGGCAGUUCAUCGGAAAAAUUUACAUGUCGCCUUGAAUUCGCAAGUUGAAAAAGUUUUAAUUGAUAAAGACACGAAACGAGCAUUUGGAGUGGUUUUCAAAAAAGAUUCCCAAAAAUUUGUCGUUUUUGCGUCGCGCGAAGUUAUUUUGUCGUCGGGAGCGAUUCAGUCGCCGCAAUUACUGAAAUUAUCGGGAGUUGGGCCGGAAGAAGAGCUGAAGGAACAUGAUAUUGAUGUCAUUUUUAACAGUCCAGGCGUUGGCGAGAAUUUACAGGAUCACGUCGCAGCUGGAGGAAGUUUAUAUUUGGUACAAAACCCCUACAAUUAUUCGCUGAGUUUUAUCGCACCCAAAGUCCUUCAAGUCGAAUCUGUUCGUGAAUUCGUGUUCAACAAAACGGGUCCCUUAUAUGCCUUGCCAUUUUGCGAAGUAAUGGCUUUCAUUUCGACCAAAUACAUCGAUUACCGCGAAGACUGGCCCGACAUUCAGAUCUUUUUCGCCUCUGUCAGUGACAACUCCGACGGCGGAAUGUUCGGAAGACGCGCUGCUGGCAUGUCAGUCGAUUAUUACAGCGAAACGUACGAACAAAUUUUGUACAAAGACAGUUUCAUGGCAAUUCCCCUCCUGAUGCGCCCGAAAAGUCGCGGUCGAAUUUUGCUCAGCUCCAAAGAUGCCGACGAUCAUCCGAUAAUUAAACCGAAUUACUUCGAAGACAGACUCGAUAUCGCGACACUCGUCGAAGGCUCGAAAUUCAUUCACGAAUUCACAAAAACGAAAGUCAUGCAAAAGUUGAAGCCAGUUUUUAAUCCGAACGUUCCGCCGAAAUGUCGGCAAUUUGAGAUGCUGAGUGACGAUUUCUUCGAAUGCCUCGCCCGACAUUACAGCCAAACGAUUUAUCAUCCGGUUGGGACGUGCAAAAUGGGACCGAAACACGAUCCGAUGGCAGUUGUCGAUGCUCGACUUCGCGUUUAUGGCAUCUCGAAUUUGAGAGUUGUGGAUGCGAGUAUUAUGCCGACGAUUGUUUCGGGCAAUACUAAUGUGCCGUGCAUUAUGAUUGCGGAAAAGGCAGCUGAUAUGAUAAAAGAGGACCAUUCAUUCGGUUUGUAG
Molecule: messenger RNA, 1887 nt
Organism: Culicoides brevitarsis
Lineage: Eukaryota; Metazoa; Arthropoda; Insecta; Diptera; Ceratopogonidae
Product: glucose dehydrogenase [FAD, quinone]-like
Exons: 2
Coding region: 1-1887 (628 amino acids)
Molecular function (GO): oxidoreductase activity, acting on CH-OH group of donors; flavin adenine dinucleotide binding
Source: RefSeq, a predicted model, not a curated record